Molecule: messenger RNA, 2104 nt
Organism: Engraulis encrasicolus (European anchovy)
Lineage: Eukaryota; Metazoa; Chordata; Actinopteri; Clupeiformes; Engraulidae
Product: T-complex protein 1 subunit gamma
Exons: 14
Coding region: 86-1711 (541 amino acids)
Biological process (GO): protein folding
Cellular component (GO): chaperonin-containing T-complex
Molecular function (GO): ATP-dependent protein folding chaperone; ATP binding; ATP hydrolysis activity
Source: RefSeq, a predicted model, not a curated record
ACGUUCUAGACAAUCGUUCUUCCUCCCUGGUCCUUCUUUCCCCGUGGUAGAUUUUUGUCACCGGUCAAUUUACACAGCCGCAAAGAUGAUGGGCCGACCGGUUCUCGUGUUAAGUCAAAAUAUGAAAAGAGAGUCUGGUCGAAAAGUCCAGACUGGUAACAUCACCGCGGCAAAGACAAUAGCUGAUGUCAUCAGAACAUGCCUGGGACCAAGAGCUAUGUUGAAGAUGCUUUUGGAUCCCAUGGGUGGCAUUGUCAUGACAAAUGAUGGCAACGCUAUUCUCAGAGAGAUCCAAGUUCAGCACCCGGCAGCCAAGUCCAUGAUCGAGAUCAGCCGUACUCAGGAUGAGGAGGUCGGCGACGGCACCACAUCAGUCAUCAUUCUGGCUGGUGAGAUGUUGGCGGUGGCUGAGCAGUUCCUGGAGCAGCAGAUGCAUCCCACAGUGGUCAUCAGUGCAUACAGACAAGCCCUGGAGGACGCACUCAACAUGCUGAAGGAGAUCAGCACGCCCGUCGAUGUGAACAACCGGGAGAUGAUGCUGAAGAUCAUCAACUCUGCCGUCAACACCAAGGCCCUGAGCCGCUGGUCAGACAUGGCCUGCAACAUCGCCCUCGACGCCGUACGCACCGUGGAGAUGGAGGACGCCGGACGCAGAGAGAUCGACAUCAAGAAAUACGCCAAAGUGGAAAAGGUCCCUGGUGGGUUCAUCGAGGACUCCUGCGUGCUGAGAGGAGUGAUGGUGAACAAGGACGUCACACACUCUCGCAUGCGGCGCACCAUCAAGAACCCUCGCAUCGUCCUCCUCGACUGCUCCCUGGAGUACAAGAAGGGGGAGAGCCAGACGGAUAUUGAGAUCACACGUGAGGAGGACUUUGCCCGCAUCCUUCAGAUGGAGGAAGAGUACAUCCAGCAGAUCUGUGAAGACAUCAUCCGCCUGAAGCCGGAUCUCAUCUUCACAGAGAAGGGCAUCUCUGAUCUGGCACAGCAUUACCUGGUGAAGGCCAACAUCACCGCCAUCCGCAGAGUGAGGAAGACGGACAACAACCGCAUUGCCAGGGCGUGUGGAGCUCGCAUCGCCAGCCGUACAGACGAGCUGAGAGAGGAGGAUGUGGGCACGGGGGCGGGGCUUUUCGAGGUGAAGAAGAUCGGAGAUGAGUAUUUCACCUUCAUCACGGAGUGCAAAGACCCCAAGGCCUGCACCAUUCUGCUCAGAGGAGCCAGCAAGGAGAUCCUCGCGGAGGUUGAGCGUAAUCUGCAGGACGCCAUGCAGGUGACUCGUAACGUGCUGCUGGAGCCUUACCUGUUGCCAGGGGGCGGGGCCGUGGAGAUGGCGGUGUCGCACCGGCUGACAGAGCGCUCGCGGGCGCUGACGGGGGUGGAGCAGUGGCCCUACCGCGCCGUGGCACAGGCCCUCGAGGUCAUCCCCCGCACACUCAUCCAGAACUGCGGAGCCAGCACCAUCCGCGUCCUCACCUCCCUCAGGGCCAAGCACACCCAGGAGGCGUGUGAGUCUUGGGGUGUGAACGGCGAGACGGGAGCCCUGACCGACAUGACUGAGCUGGGCAUCUGGGAACCACUGGCUGUCAAGGCACAGACCUACAAGACCGCCGUGGAGACGGCGAUCUUGCUGCUGCGUAUCGAUGACAUCGUGUCUGGCCACAAGAAGAAGAAGGACGGCGACGAGCAGAUGGGAGGUCCCGGGGCAGAGUAGGGUCACCACGGGGAGGGGUCGAAGGUUACACAAAGGUGAAGGGUCACACCGAGGUGUUGCCUGGGUCAGGAGGAAAUGGGCCAAGAUAUCUGGGAACAUGGGGCUGAAUUGUAGACAAACAUUAGCGCGUAAACAAAAAAAAAAGACCUUGUGUGUUUCAACUUCUGUCAUCCAUCUUUGCUAUAUUUUGAUAAAAAACGAUCAGUGUCUCCUCUGAGCUAGUCUUCUACAUGUUUGAGCUCGACUUGACUGGACUGAACUGAAGCGUUGGCUUGGACUUUGUGAAUAAACCCCCCUUGUCAUACUUACCCCUGACUGUCAUCCAUGGCCGUGUAUGUCACCGUUGCUCUUUAUUUGCUACCAAGUUAUAAACGUUUCAUGACCAAAAGCAAA